AGAAUGUUAGACAUGCUGCCUUGUAGAUCUGUGCGUACUUUAUGUAAAUUUAUUUAUAAACAAUCACAUCACUUAAAUGAAGAACCUCCAUCAAAAAAUUCCGUUCUUUGUACUCUAAUUGUGGGAUUGAUUGCAGGAAUUUGCUUAGCUCAGUUUUUUGAGACACCUGAAAUUAAUACAUCGUUUAAAUCUUAUAAGAAAACGGUUGAACAUCAGAACAGUUAUGAGUCUAAAAACUAUAGCUCCACUAUAGCCGAUAAAUUAAGGAAAGAAGUUCGAAUUCUCUGCUGGGUUAUGACAAAUCCAAAGAACCACAAAAAGAAAGCACUUCAUGUGAAACGAACUUGGGGUAAAAGAUGUAACAUUCUAUUAUUUAUGAGCUCAGAGGAGGAUGAAGAACUUCCAACGGUGAAACUAAAUGUGGCCGAAGGACGUGAGAAUCUGUGGAGAAAGGUUAAGGAGUCCUUCAAGUAUGUUUAUAAACAUCAUUAUAAUGACGCCGAUUGGUUCUUCAAGGCCGAUGACGAUACCUAUGCUGUGGUCGAGAAUCUGCGAUAUAUGCUGUACCCAUAUAAUCCUCAAACGCCGAUUUACUUUGGUUGCAAGUUUAAGCUUGAUCGUGGGGAGGUUUAUAUGUCUGGUGGAGCUGGUUAUGUCCUCAGCCAGGAAGCUCUUCGUCAGUUAGUUGAGAAGGGCAUAGACAAUCCAAAAACUUGCUUGCCCGGCACUGUUGAAAAUGAGGACAUCGAAGUUGGGCUCUGCAUGAUGAACUUGAAUGUCACUGCUGGUGAUUCGCGGGACUCCACAGGUCGUCGUCGUAUGUUCCCGUUUGUUCCGGAGCAUCAUCUUAUUAAGCCAAAAGGUAUUCAACUAGAUGCUUGGUACAGGACAUACCAAUAUUAUGAGAAUGAUGAAGGUCUUGACUGUUGUUCAGACUUGGCAAUCUCGUGGCAUUAUAUACAUCCAUAUCUCAUGUAUAUAAUGGACUAUUUAAUCUAUGAUUUGAAAAUCUAUGGAUUGCUGCAAACGCCUCAAGCUCUGCCUGCUAAACUAAAAGUCGGUGAAUUAUUGCCCGAACCCAUCAAUCAACCAGCGGACACUAAUGAGGAUUCCGUGGAUGAUGAGGAUAGGUUCCCCAAUGCUACCACAUCGAAGAAUCUCAGGAAUGCAGCAAUAAGCUCUAACAAAGAAAACAUAGUUGAUAUAAAGGAGAGGAACUUGACUUUAGGAGAAUAAAACUUGUUCAUUUUAUGGAUUUCUAAAAUCACAA
Messenger RNA from Drosophila willistoni, 1270 nucleotides. Its product is annotated as glycoprotein-N-acetylgalactosamine 3-beta-galactosyltransferase 1-like. The record is from RefSeq and is a predicted model, not a curated record. Gene Ontology annotation, cellular component: membrane. Gene Ontology annotation, molecular function: N-acetylgalactosaminide beta-1,3-galactosyltransferase activity. Lineage: Eukaryota; Metazoa; Arthropoda; Insecta; Diptera; Drosophilidae. The transcript is spliced from 3 exons. The coding region runs from base 4 to 1236 and encodes 410 amino acids.